ACAGAGUCGGCAACUCGACUCGGACUCGGUCCGCUCGACACUACUGGAUAUAAGGUCGAAUUUCUUUAGGAUUGAUAAAACAUUAAAAGUUGCGGUGCAAUUUGCACCUCUAUAGCUUGAAUAUUUAGCUGUUGAAUUUCACCACGACUGCUUGAUUUUAGACUUUAAAGUGCAGGAGUAUUUAACUAAGCUAUCAGGAAAAAAUCAAAUACGAUUGAGGAGUACAAUGCGCUAGACUGGCCAGGAAAUUAGCAUUUGGUAAUCGGUUUAUUUUGUAUUGUGUUUAGUUUAUAUUCGUUACCCCAACCUCUGCACUUCAGUGUUCAGCAUGGCAAGUGAUGAAAAGAAAAUGGUGUCUUCAAGUAAACCGGCACUGCCUCCAAGCAGUGAUGAAACUGGCAAUGUGCUGUCUAUGAUAUACAGAUUCUUUAAAAAGGUAUCGGUCGUUGGCGCCGUGUACCUGGUCGGGUACAUGCAAUGGAGCGUGGCGUGGCUGAUCGGACCCGUUAUUCUGUCUGUACUGCGCGAUCAAUGGCGUAAGGAGAACGAGUACCGACGCAACUUGGCCAAGGCCGCGGCCUCCUCCUCCGAGAAAGAUGUUGUUUUGGCUAAGCUGGACGACUUGCCGGCCUGGGUAUUCUUCCCGGACGUGGAGCGCGCCGAGUGGCUGAACAGGAUUCUGCUCCAAGUUUGGCCCAAUGUAAACUCGUACGCUCGCAAUCUACUGAAAGAGUCCAUUGAGCCAGCGGUGGCCGAGAGUUUGGCUAACUACAAACUCACCGGCUUCAAGUUCGAGAGAAUGAUUCUUGGCACCAUUGCGCCGCGAGUCGGCGGCGUGAAGGUUUACGACAAGAACCUAUCCAGGGAUGAAAUUAUAAUGGACGUCGACUUAUUUUACGCUGGCGACUGUGAUAUCUCCUUCGUCCUGCAACGCAUCCGCGGCGGUAUCAAAGACCUUCAGAUUCACGGUAUGGUGCGUAUAGUUAUGAAGCCACUUAUCACUAAGAUACCUCUAGUGGGAGGACUCCAAAUUUUCUUCCUAAACAACCCGUCCAUUGACUUCAACUUAGUGGGAGCCGCUGAUAUUCUUGACAUGCCAGGCUUCAGUGAUAUUCUACGGCGCUGUAUCGUGGAGCAAGUGGCUAAGAUGAUGGUGUUACCAAACAAGUUACCAAUUAAACUAAGUGAUGAAAUACCUACUGUCGAUCUGAGAAUGCCUGAACCUGAGGGUGUACUUCGUAUUCAUCUCGUUCAAGCUCAGAAUCUUAUGAAGAAAGAUGUCUCAAUGAUUGGUAAGGGUAAGUCAGAUCCGUACGCGAUCAUUACGGUGGGCGCGCAGCAAUGGAAGACGAAACACAUCGACAAUAACGUCAACCCUCGCUGGGACUUCUGGUGCGAGGCGUUAAUAAGCUCAAGGAAGAGUCAAGUGCUGCAGUGCGAGCUCUGGGACUGGGACCCUGGCAUGGGCAUUCAGAACGAUGAUUAUCUUGGCAGGUGUUCGCUGGAUAUCUCACAAGUUGUACGCUUUGGCCGUUUGGAUACGUGGCAAACUCUUCAGCAAGCUAAGCAUGGUAAAGUUGAACUGCGUCUUUCUUGGCAUCGUUUGACUUCCGAUGUGUCGGAACUUAGCCGCGCACUAACAGAGACCCUGCUCAUCAAGACUGGAGAAUUGAGCUCCGCUGUCUUAUCUGUGUACAUCGACUCAUGCAAGAAGUUACCUAACGCUCGCACGCAAUCUCGGCCCGACCCCUACCUCACGUUGACUGUGGGUAAAAAGACUGAGACUAGCGCCGUCCAGAUGAGGACUGAUGAUCCAGUCUACGAAAUCGGAUAUUCGUUCCUUGUCCAGAACCCUGAGUGCGACAACUUGGAGAUUAAGGUUUUGGACUCUAAAACGGGAGGUCAGCUUGGCCAGCUGACAUAUUCAAUCUCGACUCUGCUUAAAGAAAAAGACUUGAGCAUGAUUACCCAACCGCUGAUGCUGCAGCGAUCCGGACCGGAGUCCAAAAUCAUAAUGUCUUUGCAAUUAAAGAUUUUGAAAGAGGCUAUCAAGGAAGAGGACUACGAAGAAGAGCCUCCUGCGCCGGCGGUGGUAGAGACUCCAAAAGAACCAUCGCCCCCCGCCCCCGCGGCUCCACCUUCACCUCCAUCUCCAGCUGUCUCUGAUGAGCCUGGACCCCUUACUGACCCUGUGACUGUACUACCUGAGCCGUUAGUGAGGAACGUUGAGGACGCUCUUCUAGACAGUAGCUCACAGAAAUCCGUGCCUUUAGAGCACAUUGAAAAGGAAGUUGACACACCUCAGGAAUAUCAACCCCCAAAAUCACCUGAGCGCGAGCCGCCGUCGAAACUUGUGCAUAGAAUCUCUUCAUUGACUACGUCAGCAGGAGAAGCCGGCCUCGGCCGUAUUCUGCUCUCACUUCGCUACAGCAUGCAAAACCAAACUCUCUUCGUGGUUGUGCACAAAAUUAUGCACAUACCAUUAAAGGACCCGACCAAUGUGCCUGACCCUUACGUCAAGUUGUACUUGCUGCCUGGCCGCUCCAAAGACUCCAAACGUAAAACUGUGGUAAGUGAUAACCAGAAAUAAUAUAAAUAGUUAAUU
This is a messenger RNA of Spodoptera litura, 2605 nucleotides long. RefSeq names its product extended synaptotagmin-like protein 2 (gene Esyt2). Gene Ontology annotation, molecular function: calcium-dependent phospholipid binding; phosphatidylcholine binding; calcium ion binding. The record is from RefSeq and is a predicted model, not a curated record. Gene Ontology annotation, cellular component: endoplasmic reticulum membrane. Gene Ontology annotation, biological process: lipid transport. Lineage: Eukaryota; Metazoa; Arthropoda; Insecta; Lepidoptera; Noctuidae.